AUGGUUCUUCGAUACACAAUGAUCACACCGCCUCCUCCUGCUGGGGGGGAUGUGCCCUCUACCCUUCUAGAAGACAGGCAUGAGGAGCUGUGUGAUCUCCAUGCAGACGCCCACGAGUUCCUCAACUUCCUUCUCAACGAGCUCGUGGACAUUCUGGAGAAGGAGGCACGGGCAGGCAGGGCAGAGGCGGGGAGACUUAUCCACCCCAACCCCCCUGCUGCUGCUGCUGCUGCUGCUGCUGCUGCUGCUGCUGUCCCUGCUGCUGCUCCAGUUGCUUCUGGUGGUGCUGCUGUCGCUGCUGUUAGUGGGGCGAAACCGACGGUGGUGACAUGGGUGCAUGAGAUAUUCCAGGGUACUCUAACAAACGAAACACGUUGUCUGUGCUGUGAGACAGUCACGGCUCGGGACGAGGCCUUUCUGGACCUCUCAUUGGACAUCGAGCAGAACAGCAGCGUCACCAGCUGUCUGCGCAACUUCUCCUCCACAGAGACGCUCAACGGCAACGACAAGUUCUUCUGUGAUACCUGCUGCAGCCUGCAGGAGGCGCAGAAGAGAAUGCGAAUCAAGGUACCCCCAAGGGUUCUCGCCCUGCAUCUGAAGCGCUUCAAGUUCAUGGAGCAGCUGGGGCGCUACAAGAAGCUCUCCUACCGCGUCGUCUUCCCGCUCCACCUGCGCCUGUGCAACACCGUCGACGACGCGCCCGGCGCCGAGGCCGAGUAUUCCCUCUUCGCAGUGAUAGUCCACGUGGGGAGCGGGCCGAAUCACGGGCAUUAUGUGGCUCUCGUGAAGAGCCACAGCCACUGGUUGUUUUUCGACGAUGAGAACGUGGAGCAGAUAGAUGAGUCGCUGGUUCAGACGUACUUUGGGUCAUCGCAGGACUACUCGAGUAACACGGACCAUGGGUUGAUGCUGCUGAUGGUGGUGAUGGCAGACCAGCUGCAUCGGGAUUGUUGCUAG
This is a messenger RNA of Closterium sp. NIES-65, 957 nucleotides long. Lineage: Eukaryota; Viridiplantae; Streptophyta; Zygnematophyceae; Desmidiales; Closteriaceae. The record is from the annotation of a GenBank genome assembly.